GCGUUGCUGGCGUUGUCGCGGCGGUGGUCGUGGAGUUUGUAGUUUGAGUGUCGUGAAAGUCGUGAACUUCCCAUUAAUUUAAGUUUCGACGUUUAGUCGCUAUGUCACUGCGGCAUUGAAGCAUGGAAACGUCAGUGUGCUCUUUCAUGAAAGCCUGCCUGGACUCUUACGACGCUUUGAGAGGGAAAUGCCCCAAAAAAGAAAAUGCCGCCUUUUGGGACGCCGUGAUCAUCUCUGCUGCAGACGAACAGCAGGCUGCGGCAUUUAGGCUCCAAGUCCAGAGGAAAAGGGAACGAGGACUUCUGCCACUCGUUCCAUACCACGUGUUUGCAGACCUUCCAGGAGCCAAGAUGGGGUCCGGAGGAGCCACACUUCACAUUUUGGAACGCCUGGCCGAGCUGUACGGCGACCGGUCCUUCGCGAUGAGGAUGCUGCUCAUCCACACCGGCGGGCAGAGCAAGCGGCUUCCCAGCCACAGCGUGCUGGGGAAGCUGUUUGCGCUGCUCCCACUGCCCGCUGACACGGAGUUCCAGAUGCUUGACCUCAAGCUCGCCAUGUACGCGCCGUUCUUGGCGAGGAUGGCACCCGGCUUCUUCCUCACUUGCUCCGACGACAUCGAGACCUACGCUCUGCCAGUGGCUUCAGAGGGGAGAUGGACGUUUGAAGGUGCUGGCUUCACGGCCUUGGCGCAUCCGUCACCGGUGUCACUUGGGCUAACUCAUGGCGUCUAUGUGCUUCCGGAGAAUCCAGGAGCUAGUUCCGCCUGUGUAACCACCUCCUGUUUGGAAGUGCUUCAGAAACCCACAGAGGAAGUCAUGCGGAGAAAGGGCGCCAUUGUCACCCUGACAAAAGAAGAUGGGUCCCGUGAAGAAAUUGCCUUUACCGACAGUGCCUUCUUCUUCGACUCUACGGUAAUGUGCCGGAUGCUCCGGUUCUACGAGAAAGUCAAGCCUCUUUCCUACGAGAUAGACGCUUAUGGCGACUUCCUCAAGGUGCUCGGCACAAAAGCCAGAGACGUGGGCAACGUCGACGCGCCGGACGGUUGCGGAGACGCAAAGCCGAGCAUCCGAGAUGCGCUCGGGAGCUCGGACCUACGAGUGAUCGUGCUACCCUCGUCGAGGUUUUAUCACCUCGGUACGACCCUGGAGUACAUCGAGAACCUCUGUACGAGUGAGACCUUUGAGCGUGAGUUGGGUACGUCCAGGUUCGUGUUGAGCAGAUUGGUCGGCCCAGCCGUCGAGCAAAACGCUCCCAGUCGCAUUGAGGGAGUUGUCAUGGGUUCUUCGUUGCACUCCGGAUGCAUCGUCGGAUCGACGGUCGUAAUUGAACAUUGCCGUUUCGAAACGCCGGUUUCUGUUCGUAAGAACUGCAUCGUAAGUAACUGCAGGUUAGCCGGUGACAACGAAGUGCAAGUGGACGUUCCGAAUGACUGCAUCAUUUUCACUGCCUGCGUUACAAAGUCGGACGCGAGCGGCUAUGUCACGGUCGCUUUCGGUGUCCGAGACGACUUGAAGCUCGUGUCGAAAGAAAGGGAAAGUUUGUCGUACUUUGGACGGAGGAUCGGGGAAUUGGCGCGUUCCGGUACGGUCGACUUAAGUUUAGUGUUUGAAGAGUACUCCGACGCAUGUUCGCUGUGGGAGGCGAGACUCUUUGCUGUGAAGCCGACCAUGAGCGAAGCGUUUUUGUCGACAUUGCACUUCGUUCAGCGUGUGCUCGCCGGAAACAGCAGCGACCAAUCUUGUCAAGUUUGUGAUUUGAAAGUGAGCAUGAGAGACAUUGUAAUGUGGAAAGACAUACCCAGAAUCAUCAGUCACCAGGAUAGCAUAUUUGACUGAAGCAGUGGGAGUAGUGCAUUUUGCUUGGUGAAGAGCGGCUAAUGCAGCUGUCGGAGGCUGACUUCUACCGUUCGUGGAAUAAAAAAAAUAAACAUCACAUUAUCACUUUCAAGCAGUACA
Messenger RNA from Ixodes scapularis (black-legged tick), 1955 nucleotides. Its product is annotated as fucose-1-phosphate guanylyltransferase. The record is from RefSeq and is a predicted model, not a curated record. Bases 123 to 1835 code for a protein of 570 amino acids. Lineage: Eukaryota; Metazoa; Arthropoda; Arachnida; Ixodida; Ixodidae. The transcript is spliced from 5 exons. Gene Ontology annotation, molecular function: transferase activity, transferring phosphorus-containing groups.